AUGUUGAAACAUAAAACAGCACGUUUCUUGAUGACCAUGCAUUCUGCUUUGGGAUGCAAAAAAACGAAUACAACAAACAUUUCAUUAUUCUUGCAGAAGAAUAGCAUGCAAUUAUUUAAAAACCCGAUGAAUGGCGUAAUUGCUGAAUAUUCAAAGAGUUCAAUCAAGAAAAAGAGUCUUAAAGACACUCCUCCGAGCCAUCAUCAUCAUGAAAAGAAAGCAUCAAUUUCCGAAAAUUUGGCUUGUAGCAAUGAAAAUGCAGAGUUGCUCAAGAAUUUAACUAUAAAUUCUCAUCCUGAUGGAGAUUUUAAUACAUAUGAACAAGAGGCCAUCGUCUCAGAACAGCAUCAUGAUAUCAAAUAUACAAAAGAAGAAGAAACUGGAACACUUCAAGCUCCUCCUGGACUCUAUGUUGUAGCCACUCCCAUCGGAAAUAUGCAUGAUCUAUCAGAGAGAGCCAGACACAUUCUAAAAUCAUCACAAAUGAUUGCUUGUGAGGAUACACGAACCACUAGGAAACUUCUUCAUUUUCAUUCUUUAGAAUCCAAUCCACCUCAACAUUUAAUAAGUUUUGUCGAAAAUAAGAACGCUACUGAAAUUUAUAGUCAAUCCAGAAAACAUUUAAAUUCCAUUUUGAGCAAAUUAACCUCCUCAAGUCAUGUAGUCUCUCUUGUGAGUGAAUGUGGAUCUCCCUGUAUCAGUGAUCCAGGUUGGAUGUUGGUGAAGAGUUGUCAUGAGCAUGGUAUACCAGUGUAUUCCGUACCUGGCCCUUCUUCCAUUAUUACAGCACUCAUGAUUAGUGGUUUCAAUGGCAAUCGAUUUAUCUUUGAAGGUUUUUUACCAACCAUUCCCAAAAAAAGAAGAAAAUUAUUGCAAGAAAUGAAACAAAUCCAAGGAAAUCGUUGUUUAGUAUUCUUUGAAAAUCCAAAUAGAAUCAAACAAACUCUACAAGAUUGUUUGGAAAUAUUUGGACCUCAACGACAGAUUGCUUUGUGUUUUGAGCUGACCAAAUUAUUUGAAAGAGUUCAAAGAGGAAAGCUUUCAACGAUUGCAAGAGCAAUGAUGAACGAAGAUAUUAAGGGUGAAUGCACCAUUAUUAUUGCACAAGAUGAGGAAAAGGACCAAAUUAUGGAAGAUUAA
Molecule: messenger RNA, 1140 nt
Organism: Naegleria fowleri
Lineage: Eukaryota; Heterolobosea; Eutetramitea; Acrasida; Naegleriidae
Exons: 3
Coding region: 1-1140 (379 amino acids)
Molecular function (GO): methyltransferase activity
Source: RefSeq, a predicted model, not a curated record